Molecule: messenger RNA, 819 nt
Organism: Cutaneotrichosporon cavernicola
Lineage: Eukaryota; Fungi; Basidiomycota; Tremellomycetes; Trichosporonales; Trichosporonaceae
Exons: 1
Coding region: 1-819 (272 amino acids)
Molecular function (GO): acyltransferase activity, transferring groups other than amino-acyl groups
Source: RefSeq, a predicted model, not a curated record
AUGGUAGACAUAACGUCGUACACUCCCGGAGCACCCACAGAGGCACUGCACGCAAUCUGGCAGGCCACGCUCGGGACGAAUCCCCCCUACGUCCUCCCGCACUCCAAACUCCACGCCCUACUGAACUAUCCCACGGCGCGCGUCUUCGUCGCCUCCCUCUCGGAAGAGGUAGUAGGCUGGGCGCUAACCUACACCAUCCGCUCGGGAUGCGCGCCCGACCCGAAAUCUCAACACCUCCGCGGCGGCCUCGCGGUCCUACUCGUUCAUCCCAACCACCAGAAGCAGGGGAUUGGUUCGACGAUCCAUUCCACCGCCAUCGAGUAUUUGGAAACCGCAGUACGGGGGAGCUUUACUCUCUCUUCGCCACCAGCGAAAGAGGGGGCGAUCCAGCUCGGUUCGGCGUUUCCACGUAUCUUCCCCGGCGUCCCGGAGAGCCUCCAACAUGAGGCCGGCUUUUUCCAAAAGAGAGGCUGGAACCUCGGCGAACGCGCGAUAGACCUGUACGGGGCUCUCCCGCCGACAGUGGAACUUGGACGCUUCAUCGCUCUGGCAGAGGAGAGGGGCGUAUCUUUCCGUCCAGCCACGGCGGGGGAUAGGCAAGAGGUGAUGGAGAUGGAGUAUGCCGAGUUCGGGGCCUUUUGUGGCUGGCCAGACCUGUUCCCUAUUUUCUUCGACGCCGGCCGAGAAGCAGACAUCUAUCUCGCAUUACGCGAGGGCCGGGUCAUUGGAGCGACGAUCGCCGCUAUGCCAGGUAGUCCGGCACAUGAACGCCUCGCGUGGCCCGAUACCCUCGGUAUGUCCCCAUACAAAUUGGGCUAA